CUGUCAUUUAUAUGGCCAAAGAGUCAGUAUUAAUAGUCAAUAAUUAAGAUAUAAGGGAAGAUAAAGGUCCGCCACUUUAAAAAUAAUGAACAAUGACAAACAAACAUGUUAAAUCUGUAAUUCGGGAACUAAACUGUGUCCAUUUUUAAAAAAGGUUGAAGAAAGCAUCAAUAAAUAUGAAUUUUAAUAAGUAAACUUUGUUUAGAAAUGUAUAACACAUUGGACAACAUGAACCUUGGAUGAACUAAUGGUAGCAGGGCAGGAAAGCAUGGGCGUCCCAUAGUGCUAUGCACUGUGCCUAUCAAGUUUUGAAUAUUAUGAGACUUUCAAUUAUAUUUCUGAAUUCACGAGAAUUAAAAGAUCUUUUGGCCAGACACAAUUAGUAAAGCGUGUGCACUUCCAAGUUUUUAAUAUCAGUUUUGAUUUAACGCUAGAGUCAGGUGCCACUGUGUUAGCUAGAAACUUUAAAACCUAUCUGGUUAAUGGCUAUGGUAAAAUGAGACCAUUCACUAUUGACACUGCCACAGUAUUUACUGGACAUCGUACAGAUAAUUCUAGCAUAAUUGUCAGUGCCCAUACAGAGGAUGUCCUGUGGUCAAUACAGGUAUUUGAAGUCAAUAAUAUUUACGUUAUUGAGCCUGCCUGGUACUACUUAACUGCUGACAGUAACCCAAAGAAUAACACAUACCUAGCUUACAGAGCAUCGGACUUGAAAAAUGUGACUUGGAAGUGUCUUAACAAAUAUGCCAACCAAUCUAAAACAUUCAAAACUUUGUAUAGUAUGCCUGAUAAAGCUGCAGGGCAUUUUGCAGAACUCAAAAAAAGAUCUACAAAAGGAACUACUUGUCUUAUGAAUAUGUUUGCUGACUAUGACCUGUUUGCCAGACGUUGCAGACAUAGUGAGCAGAUCUGUGGAUCAUUAAUAGUCAGCUUGGUUCAGAAAGCUGAUGCAAUCUACAGAGCUUCAGUGUUUGAUUAUGAAAAGAAUAUAAUGUUUACAAACAUCAGUUUACAUAUAAAAAAUUUGUAUAUCUACACCAGCUACACAAUUUCAGAUCCAAAUGGAGGAAAAUUUGUGCAUUUUAAUGUGGAUGGUAUUGCCUGGACAGCUGACGACAAGCUGAAUUCUUUUGCGUACUAUAUGCUCUACAUGCAUCCCAAGCUGUGUCUUAAUCAUCUGGUUACAUCGUUUCCCUUCCCCCAAAAAGUAUUAGGACUAGCCUACACAGGCGGCAUAUGUAAAGUUAUGUCGGAGGACCAUUUCGUUAUGAACACAGCUUUGAUUUCUACUAUGAGUUCAUCCCAGGAACAAGUGUCCAGCUUGGAAGUUCUGCUGGCUUUUGCACACGGACACAAUUUUGGGAGUGAUCAUGACCCUAAUAAAUACCCAUGCAGUCAGUCAGAAGCAAACGGAGGAAAUUACAUAAUGUGGGCUUACAGUGGUACAGGAAAAUAUACUAACAACUUUAGGUUUUCUCCAUGUUCUUUAAAAAGUAUAGGCCGCACUAUAGCCAAUGCUGACUGUUUCGUUGAGGACUUUGAUAAGUCUCUGUGUGGUAAUGGACUUCCUGAAGAUACAGAGGAGUGUGAUCCUGGACUUAUCCUGAAUAAUGAUCCUUGCUGUACUAGUGAUUGCCAACUCAAACAGGGGGCUAUCUGCAGUGAUAAACACCAACAAUGCUGUUCUAGCUGUAGAGUAGCCAGUAAUCAAACAAUGUGUUCAGACACUGAGUAUUGGAGUUGUAAACAAAGAACCUAUUGCACAGGUGACAGUCUUGAAUGCCCACAAGCUCUUCCAUUACCCAAUUUUACUACCUGCUUAGAUGGGGGACAGUGCUUUAAUGGUGUAUGUGUUGGCUACUGUGAGGCCAAGGGUCAAUAUGAGAAACUCAGUUUGAGGUCUUGCUUGUGUAAAACACCUGAGUUUGCCUGCAAGUGGUGUUGUUAUGAUGACAGUGAUCCAGACAAGCAAUGCAAGCCCCACUCCAACUCCUCGGUUCUAGAUGGUCGAAGGUGCUACUUAGGAUAUUGUUAUUCUGGUGUCUGUGAACCAAUUUAUACGUCACCAUUUAUGAAAGUUUUCAACUACAUCUUAUCUCUACCUAAGAUGGACGCAGCCAGAGUCAUACUGAACAACCUGGUGAUUAUUAUUGCCGCUGUUUCAUUGUGUCUAUGGAUCCCCUGUACAGUUGUUUUUUUCAAAAUGUUUAAAAAUGAAGACUGGACAGAUUCACUUGUUCUUAAAAUAGUCAAGCCACUUAGUAUUGCGAAAGUCUUCCCAUUUAUUUAAAUGAGAGUGAAGAAUCCUCAUGCUACGUUACACCGUCUGAGUACCCUACCGAGCCUUUGGGACUUUCAUCUGCAGAUAAUGCUUUAGCAGAGGUACUUUUGGAUAUAUCCUCGGAGGACACAACCAUCGAAUCUUAUAAGUCUAUGAUGGAUACCAAUGAAUCAUCUAUUUUUGCGACACAUCAAUCCAAGGUCUCAACUGAUGGUGAAAGAAUGUUAGAUUCAUCAACAGCUGUAAAUUCUAUUAUAAGUUUUCAAGGGGGUUUUAGUUCCAGUACACCGCGACUCACUAUGGUAGACUUGGAAUCAAUGAUCACGUCGCUGGACUCAGAAUAUCAUAAAGUUUGAUUUUUUUUUCUUCUUUCUUAAAAGGAACCAAAAAUGUUAAAAUAUUAAAAUUUAUAUGUGAUUGUUA
This is a messenger RNA of Biomphalaria glabrata, 2704 nucleotides long. RefSeq names its product ADAM 17-like protease. NCBI's taxonomy places the organism in Eukaryota, Metazoa, Mollusca, Gastropoda, Planorbidae. Bases 497 to 2290 code for a protein of 597 amino acids. Gene Ontology annotation, molecular function: metalloendopeptidase activity. Gene Ontology annotation, cellular component: plasma membrane. The record is from RefSeq and is a predicted model, not a curated record. Gene Ontology annotation, biological process: membrane protein ectodomain proteolysis; Notch signaling pathway. The transcript has 22 exons.